Messenger RNA from Bipolaris sorokiniana ND90Pr, 627 nucleotides. RefSeq lists its product as uncharacterized. Lineage: Eukaryota; Fungi; Ascomycota; Dothideomycetes; Pleosporales; Pleosporaceae. The record is from RefSeq and is a predicted model, not a curated record. Gene Ontology annotation, molecular function: phosphopantetheine binding; catalytic activity. The coding region runs from base 157 to 582 and encodes 141 amino acids. Gene Ontology annotation, biological process: amino acid activation for nonribosomal peptide biosynthetic process; secondary metabolite biosynthetic process. Gene Ontology annotation, cellular component: cytoplasm. The transcript is spliced from 2 exons.
CUAAAGGGCUCAAAAUCAUGUCAUUUCCCAACAUUGCCCCUCGACGAGACGUCUAACGCUAUACAAGAUGAACACGGCGCCAUUCGCGUUCCUUCGAAACCAUUCGACGCUGCCACAACGUUCUGUUCUAAGAAUGGAAUUACUCGAUCCGUUGUCAUGCAUAUCGCUUGGGCCCUGGUCUUGUCUUAUUUUAAUGGGCGACAGGAUGUCUCCUUUGGAUACAUGGGUUCGGGGAGAGAUGCACCCAUCGAUGGGAUCGACCGUAUCUGUGGUCCCAUGGCGAACCUGUUGAUAAGCAGAGUUGACCUUGCAUCUCCGCUUCAGUCUAUGUUGCGAAGUAUAGCUCAAAAUCUCAAGGAACACCGACGCCAUCAGCAGACGUAUUUUGCCCCUGUUUUCCAUAAACUCGGCCUCGGGGAUAAACCUCUAUUCAACACAAUGAUCAAUCUCCUGCGAGCGGAAAAGGAGGAGUGUCAAACGGAUACUCUGGUUAAGGAAAAGAAAAUUUUGAUCAGUCCGCAUGAGUUUGAUCUUGUUAUGGAAAGCCACCUUCAUCCAGAGACCAUUGCAAUCACGCUUUAGUAUCAUCGCGGCCACAUCUCGCGCGAUGUGGCAUAAGAAGUUUAC